AUGAACAAGCUUCCACCGGAACUUAUUGAUGCCAUCGGAAGCCAUUUUGAUUACUCGGACUGGUGCGCCCUCCGACUUACAUGCAAGAUUUUCUAUCAACUCUCUUCUUCCCACUUUGCGAGGCGCUAUUUUCGGCAUGUCAGCGUGAUUCUAACCCGGGAUGCUCUUGCGGAGCUCGAAUCUCUCACCCUGCAUGAAUCAUUCAGAAGGGUAGUAGAAGAGUUGAGCAUCAUCCCCCAGGCAUUUGGAGAUUACGAGAUGGAUCUUGAUGCCUUUAAAAUUAUCUUACACCUUUGUACGCCGGAGAGCCAAGAUUGGACAGUUGAGGAAGUGCAAGCGCAAUAUUUGAUAUAUGAGGCUGCUCAGACGGAUCAUCUAGCAUUCGCAGAGUCUGUUAGCUUAGUCAAGAGUCUUAGUCGAUGCCUAGAGCGAUUGGAAAAUGUUUCUAUAAUCGGGUUGAGACCCUAUCCUUCCCAACGACCAGACAGUCAGAACCCGUUUGUCUGUCUCGGCAUGCGCGCCUUACGGAAACAGCUCCCCUUCGACCCCUGUAUACGGUUCUUGCUGGUCGGUGCCGAUGCACAUCGCCCUGUUCAUCGGAAUUUCAUUUCGCGCUCCAUAGUAUGGACUAUGUGGAAGGACAUAAGACAUCCGGUUUGGGCCAAGGGGCUUACCAGUCUCUUCGAAGCUAUGUGUGCAGCGUCUCCCCCUAUAAAAGUUCGAAGGCUGUACACCUGCCACGUUGAAGACGAGUUCGUGGUUCCGCCAGACUGUUUUACUCUUUCUGAAUCACUUUACCAGAGCCUGAAAUUUCUUCUUCAUGAGCUACGGGACCUGGAAGUACGUCUCGGCCCCUCAAAUCGGAAUGAAACAUCGGAGUCUCUUCCAUGUCUCGUUAUCCGGGCUGCUCCGAAUCUCCACAUUCUCCGUCUUACUCUGUGGGACCAAUUCCAUAACUUAAGCGCGGAUAAUUUCACCAACCUGGCCAAACAAGUCCGUUUCACCUGCCUCUCGGAGCUUCAUCUCCACUGGGUCGAGCUCACUCAACCCAGCUUCCAGUUAUUCUUGCGCACAGCCGCCCCUACCCUGCAGGUUCUGACCCUGAUUGCAGUUAGUUUGAAUGACCCAGUACCAGUAAGGAUGGGUUCUUCACCAGAGUUCCGUGAGGCCAUGUUGACUCUCUGGCGUCACUUCUUGAAUACUUUGCGUGACGCCAUUCCAGGUGUUAACUUCUUCCGGAUGCGGGGGCUUGCAUAUCGCCAGCGUAGGUUUUCCAUGGACGAUCCCUUAAAAAGUGCGAUGGAUUUGCGCAAUCUAUACUCCCACGACAGUUAUGUCUAUAAGAUCAAUACGACAGUGAGCUUUACCGAAUGGAUCAAUCAGUUAAAAUUGCGCCCAGGAUGUCCCUUGGAGGAUCGCCGUCUACCAAGACAUCGCACCGCAAAAUUACAUCACCGCUUCCAGACGGCGGACCGCGAACGAAACCUAGAAAUGUCUUUCAUGAACGAUAUUGUAGUGGCUUCUGCAAAUGCGAUGUUAAACAUCGAUUUAACAUGA
Aspergillus eucalypticola CBS 122712 is the source of this 1557-nucleotide messenger RNA. RefSeq lists its product as uncharacterized. The coding region runs from base 1 to 1557 and encodes 518 amino acids. The transcript has 2 exons. The record is from RefSeq and is a predicted model, not a curated record. NCBI's taxonomy places the organism in Eukaryota, Fungi, Ascomycota, Eurotiomycetes, Eurotiales, Aspergillaceae. Gene Ontology annotation, molecular function: protein binding.